Molecule: messenger RNA, 1291 nt
Organism: Olea europaea var. sylvestris
Lineage: Eukaryota; Viridiplantae; Streptophyta; Magnoliopsida; Lamiales; Oleaceae
Product: ankyrin repeat and SOCS box protein 9-like
Exons: 9
Coding region: 300-1037 (245 amino acids)
Biological process (GO): protein targeting to vacuole; protein transport to vacuole involved in ubiquitin-dependent protein catabolic process via the multivesicular body sorting pathway
Cellular component (GO): ESCRT-0 complex
Molecular function (GO): phosphatidylinositol-3-phosphate binding; ubiquitin binding
Source: RefSeq, a predicted model, not a curated record
AACGGGGCUAUAAUGCUGACAAAAAUAUGAUAGAGUUUUUUGAUGGCACGUGUGUUUUCAAGGACAGAACGAGGGACAAAAGAAGUCUUAUAAUGAAACUGAAGAACUUUUUCAUGUGCUUGUAUUGUUCUCCUAGUGAUGUGGUGGACAUAAUCUCCUUCUAGAUAUAUAUUUGGCUGUAUUUUUUAUUCCAUAUUUGUACCAAUUAUUACCUUCCGUAUUUCUCAUCAUCCACAUUUUUGCAGCAUCACUGCCGAUGUUGUGGCCGAACUUUAUGUGCUGAACAUUCAUCAAACCAAAUGGCCUUGCCACAAUUUGGUAUUCACUCUGAUGUGAGAGUAUGUGCUGAAUGUUUCAAUAAUGCCUCUAGAUCAAAGAAAGAUGACAUGCCAGCUUCUUCAAAUGGAGUUAAUGCUGCAACAGAUUCAGUUUCGAGGUUGGAUAUCAAUGUUGUUGAAGAUACCAAAUCUGAACCAACAGCUGAGAAACUACCAGUUCCUGGCAUUUUAGAGUGCAAAUGUGGAAUGCCUUUGUGUAUUUGUGAAGCACCAGCUCCUCCAACUGAUUCUGUUACCCUACAGCAGGUAAAAACUACUUCCACUCCCACAAUUCAAUUGAAUCCAAAACCAAAAAAGGCAGACCCAAUUCCAAAGAGAAGAGGUUCAACAUCAAACAGCAAACCCAGUACUAUAUUUAAUCAUGGUCAAGCUACUAACACUACCCUAGAUAGAUCAUCCAUGGAUUAUGAAGUUAGUGGAGAGGGUUUGAGAGAAGCUAUAAAAAAUGGAGAUACAGCUUCUGCUAAAAAGCUUUUGACUCAGGGAGUGGAUGCAAAUUACUGUGACAAACAAGGGUCAUCUUUAUUACAUCUGGCAGCAGUUUUCAAUCAAACUGAGAUAGCUUUUGCCCUCAUGGAUCAUGGAGCAAGCAUGGACUCCAAGAAUUUACAAGGUGAAACACCACUAGAUUGUGCACCCGCCACAUUGCAAUACAGAAUGAAGAAGAAGAUAGAAGAAAGUAUGCAAGGGGAUCCAUGAAAUUCCAUUUGUAGAAACUCUUUGUUUCUAACGUUUUGAUGUGGAAAGUUAGCAUACUUUCCACAAGCAUUGGUGAUUGUGAUCUAAUGUUUACUGAUAUUUAUUAAUGUUAUUAGUGUCCCUGACCAAUGAUGAAACUCUUAAUCAUAAAAUCUUUGACACAAUUUUCAGUUAUCAUCCAUGUUAUGAAUAACAAUAGCAACGAUGCAAUAAUCAGGUUUAUUUUUAACGAUGAUUUAUUUUUGCUUCAUUCA